Messenger RNA from Arabis nemorensis, 3765 nucleotides. The record is from the annotation of a GenBank genome assembly. NCBI's taxonomy places the organism in Eukaryota, Viridiplantae, Streptophyta, Magnoliopsida, Brassicales, Brassicaceae.
AUGGCGAGUGCGGCACGGGGAGAGAGCAGCAAUCCAUACGGCGGCGGAUUGGGAACCGGCGGGAAGUUCCGGAAGCCGACGGCUCGAAGGUCUCAGAAAACUCCGUAUGAUCGACCACCGACUUCUGUGAGGAACUCUGUACUUGGAGGCGGAGAAGACCGAGGUGGCGGCGGCUGGUUGUCGAAAGUGUUGGAUCCGGCGCAGAGGCUUGUUACUUAUAGCGCUAAUAGGCUAUUCGGGUCGCUUUUCGAGAAUCUCCGUCUCUCAGGUGAGAUGCGUUUACAGUCGCCGGAGCAAAGGCAGCUUCCUGAAAGAGAUGUGAUUCCAGAGACGAAUGUAGGACGCGUGGAGAACACCUCUGCUUUGUCCAUGAAGAAUGAUUUGAUUCGGAUGGAAGAUACCAAAUCAUCUGUCAAUCCAACCAAGGAUGGGUUUGUAGAUCUUGAGAAAAUUUUAAAAGAGAAGACUUUUACAAGGUCUGAAGUUGAUCGAUUAACUACCUUGCUGCGUUCAAAAGCUGCUGAUUCAUCCACUGUAAACAGGGAGCAGAGAAAUGAAGUGAGUAUUUUAAGACAUCCACCAUCACAAGAGAGAGAUAAGGCGCAUCCAGAUAAUGGAAGUAUGAACGCCCUUGUUUCAACACCUCUUAAAAGUUCGAGGGCUCUCGAUGAGUGCAUUGCUUCGCCAGCACAGCUUGCAAAAGCCUACAUGGGUAGCAGGCCUUCAGAAGUUACUCCUUCUAUGCUGGGGUUGCGUGGUCAAGGGGUUAGGGAAGAUUCUGUUUUCCUGAACAGAACCCCUUUUCCGUCAAAGUCACCUACAAUGUCACUUGUACCAAAGCCUUCUGGACAAAGAACUCUGGAAAAUGGUUUUGUCACUCCUAGAUCUAGGGGAAGAUCUGCUAUCUAUAGCAUGGCCAGAACACCGUACUCGAGGCCUCACUCCGCUGUGAAGAUUGGGUCUCUUUUUCAGGCAUCUCCAAGCACAUGGGAAGAAAGAUUAUCUUCUGGUUCUAGACAAGGGUUUCAAUCGGGUAUCAAACGGAGGAGCUCAGUGUUAGAUAAUGAUAUAGGAUCUGUGGGACCUGUAAGAAGGAUUCGCCAGAAGUCUAACCUUUCGUCUAGAAGCUUGGCUCUGCCUGCUUCUGAAAGCCCACUUUCUGUCCGUGCUAGUGGUGGACAGAAAACUACACAUACAUCUAAAGAUAGUGCAGAGGAUAUUCCUGGUUCAAGUUUCGACCUUGUCCCUUCCAAGUCCAGUGAGAUGGCUUCAAAAAUAUUCCAGCAACUUGAUAAUCUGGUUUCAACGAGGGAGAAAUCACCUAGUAAAUUAUCAGCAUCCAUGCUACGUGGCCCAGCUCUUAAAAGUCUCCAGAAUGUGGAGGCGCCAAAGUUCUUGGAUAACCUUCCUGAGAAGAAGGCAAUUUCGCCAGGUUCUAGUUAUCAAAAACAGGAAAAAUCUAGAGCGAGUGGCUCUAGAGAAACUUUGGCUAUGAGUGAGAAGACUGGGGCUGUUGAUGGCACAAGCAAAGCAGGUUCGAGUAAAGAUCAGGAGACUCGUGGUAAAGGCGCUUAUGUGCCUCUCACGAGUUCUUUGGAAGAGCAUCCUCCAAAAAAGAGAGCUUUCCGGAUGAGUGCGCAUGAGGAUCUCUUGGAGUUGGAUGAUGAUCAUGGUGCGGCAUCUACUUCAUUUGAAGUGGCAGAAAAACAGAAUGCCUCCAAAGUGGAGAAAGGUCUUGGUAUCAGCAUGCCUAAAGGAGAGAAACCACUUCCUUCGUCCGUGGCCAUACCCUCUACGUCAUAUAUUUCUAAUGGUGAUGCCUCUCAGGGUACUUCUAAUGGAUCUGUGGAAACUGGAAGGAGCAAAUUUGCUGCUUCGCCCAUUGAAGCUGUUCAGCAAAGUGAUAUGGCAUCUGAGCCAACUUCACAAAGCAUCCAAGGGACGGAGAAAUCAAGUAUUUCUCCUGGCAAGCUAAGCUCAGAAGAGAAGGUGAUCUCUCUGGAAGAGCCUAAAAAAGCUGCUCCUGCAUUUCCCACCAUCUUCACGUCACCGGCGGCCACUGACUUAUCUCAAAACACUGGUGCAUCUGCAGACAUCAAGCUAGAAAAGACAAGCAGCUCUGCUUUUGGAGUAUCAGACGUUUCAUCAAAGCCGACUGAAUCAAAUAAAGUGGUUAGCAACAGUGCUGCUGAAGCUGAGUCAACCAUAGAUGGUAGUACAUUCUCAGCUGGAGCAAAUGCCGUCAGUCCACAUCUGGGUAAUGGCUUUCUUGGUUCAAGCCCUUCCUUCCCACCUAGUAUUUCAAAUAUACCUUCCGAUAAAUCUGUGAGUGAGGUGCUGUGCACUGUGCAAUCUCUUGCUGCAACUCCAACUGCCUCUAGUGUAUUUGAAAAGUUGCCUGUUAAGUUUGGGGAACCUGCAGCUCAAUUCCCUGCGUCAUCAGUAUCUGCAUCUACCAGUCAGAUCUCAAAGGAGGCUGAAGUAAAAAACUCAACCUUUGGAAAUUUAAACACUUGCAAGUUUGGUGGUAUGACUUCUGCAGAUACGAGCACUGGCGAUGUAAUUGCUGCUAAAUCCUCAGAAAUUCAAAGCACGCCAAGGUUUGUGUUUGAGACCUCAGCUCCUGCUGUGGCAGACGCAGGUAAUAAUGUCUUUGGUGUGACAUCCUCUGUGGUUGGUGGCAGCACAUUAAACUCUUCUACUGCUGCAUCUUCUGCACCUGGGAGCUUAUCAGUUGGUGUGACAUCUUCAUCAACCCCUGGGACAGAGACCAGCAAAUUUUCUGGGAGUGAUAUAUUUGGUACUGGAAGCAGUGGUUUUGGAUUCAAUGCAGUUUCAUCAGCAUCUGCUGCUAGCUCUCAAUCUCAGGCCUCAAAUCUUUUUGGUACUGCAAAUACUCAGAUGGGUAGUACUGGGAGCGGAACCACAACCUCAACCCAAAGCGUCCCCUUUCAGUUUUCAUCAUCUGUAUCAGCUCCUUCAUUUAAUAUGUCUGGGAACACUUCUUUUGCGUCAAACAGUUAUCCAUUUGGAUCAUCAAAGUCAGACCCUCCAGUAUUUUCUUCUAGCUCAACCCCUCAACUGAGUUCUACAAACUCCUCUGCAAGCUCUAGUGGUACAACGAGCUCUUCCAUAUUUGGGAAAACCUGGCAAGCUCCCAGCUCUGCUCCAGUCUUCAGUUCCCCGUUCACCACUUCAUCUCCUACCUUUAACUUUGGAGGAUCGUCUGCUGCUACGGGUUCAAGCGCUUCUGCUCCCACAUCUUCACUUAUCUUUGGUUUCAGCUCAGCUGCUCCCACCACUUCUCUGCUGCCAGUAUUUGCAGCAACCGCCCCCACAGGACCUCCAUUUGGCAACUCAACUCCCGGGUUUGCGUUUGGUGCAACUGCUCCACCAACUAAUAAUACAAAUGGGUUCAACAAUAACCAACAAAUGAGCAUGGAAGACAGUAUGGCAGAAGACACAGACCAAGCUAAUAAAGCAUCAAUGGCUAAUCCGUUCCAGUUUGGACAACCGUCUGUCUCAAUGCCUCAACCAAACUUUGGCUUUGGCGGACCAUCAGCAACGCCGCCUCCAUCAAUGGCUAACCCGUUCCAGCAGUUUGGAGGCCAACCGAUGGCAAGCACACCGCAGAACGCAUCACCUUUCCAGGCAUCCCCUAGUCUAGAGUUCCAAGGAGGAAGCUUUUCACUGGGUAGCACUGGAGGUGGCGAUAAGUCAGGCCGCAGAAUCUUCAAAGCAAAGAAAUCCAACAGAAAGAAAUAA